AUGGAAGCUAGCGGACAAACUGCUCAGAAGAUCGAAAGGAUUCAAACUUCUGGCCUUCAGAAAUGUAUCACCAAACUGGUACAAAGAAGAGGACUGGACCAAGGUUCAGGGCUGGAUAGAAGAACUGAACGGGAUCUGUUACCGAUCCCGACCACAUAUGAAAUCCGUAGAACACCGAUCCCCAAAACAGACGGGACGAUGCGUUAUAUCAACGACCCAGGGGUUCCCUGGAGAUGCUACCUAUUCCUGUGGAAUAUAAUGAUGGUGUAUUUCCUGAACCCGGGGAUCAACAAGCGGCAACACGUGGCGAAUCUUGGAAUUAUAUAUGAUAUAACAUAUAUGUAA
Molecule: messenger RNA, 345 nt
Organism: Auanema sp. JU1783
Lineage: Eukaryota; Metazoa; Nematoda; Chromadorea; Rhabditida; Rhabditidae
Source: the annotation of a GenBank genome assembly